This is a messenger RNA of Argentina anserina (silverweed cinquefoil), 2473 nucleotides long. Its product is annotated as tricalbin-3. The transcript has 9 exons. The record is from RefSeq and is a predicted model, not a curated record. Bases 197 to 2236 code for a protein of 679 amino acids. Gene Ontology annotation, molecular function: lipid binding. NCBI's taxonomy places the organism in Eukaryota, Viridiplantae, Streptophyta, Magnoliopsida, Rosales, Rosaceae.
GCCGAUCUCUCUCGCUUUCUCCUGGUCCUCUUUUUCAUUCCCCCCCUCUGUUGUUCCUUGACCUUCUCUUUUACAUGGAGGUCUACCAACAACAACAGCAGCACCCCAAGCCCCCCAAACAAUCCAUGUUUCCCAAUGCGAUUUCUCAUGCCCCAAUCUCAAUCACGGCUUCCGGACUCAUCUCCACCGCUCAUUAAUGAUUACACAAAGCUUCUCGCAGCCUCUCCCCCACUGCCCAUGUGGAAACACCACCACUAUUAUCACAACCACCCCUCCGAGAAGAAGAAGGAAGCCGCAGCACCACCUAGUUCUCCCCAUUUUCCGGCGCAAAACUCUCCGCAGAAAACUCUGUUUCGGUUUCACCGCUGCUUGUGCUAUCUCCCCGGAUGGCGGCUCCGGGGCUAAUAACAUGAACAUAGAGAUCGCCAAUUCGACCCGACGAGCUGCCAAGAACUUGGUGCUGAAGCGGUUCUCGAGGGAGUUGGACGCCAUAGAUGAGUUUAACGAUGAGUCACAGAUUCAGAUGGGCUCGAGCUUCUCCAACUUCCAAGAAGACCCUUUUGUAGAUAAGCUCAGGACUCAGCUGGGAGUGAUACACCCAAUGCCGUCCCCUCCGAUUAACAGAAACAUUGUGGGGUUGUUCGUCUUCUUCUUCUUCGUUGGUGUUGGGUUUGAUAAGUUCUGGACUUCGAGGAAGAAGAAGAGCAAGGCGGUGGGGAGUGACAAUGGGCCGAGGGAGGCGUGGCCGCAAGUGCCGACGAGCUUCUCGUUGUUUUUGGAGAAGGAUUUGCAGAGGAAGGAGUCGGUGGAGUGGGUGAAUAUGGUGCUGGGGAAGCUGUGGAAGGUUUAUAGAGCCGGGCUCGAGAAUUGGCUCAUCGGGUUGCUUCAGCCGGUUAUUGAUGAUUUGAAGAAGCCUGACUAUGUUGAGAGAGUUGAAAUCAAGCAGUUUUCGCUGGGGGAUGAGCCGCUGUCUGUUAGGAAUGUUGAAAGGAGAACAUCCCGUCGUGUCAAUGAUCUACAGUACCAGAUAGGUCUCCGUUAUACUGGUGGUGCUCGCAUGCUGUUAAUGCUUUCGCUGAAAUUUAGCAUCAUUCCCAUUUAUGUGCCGGUCGGUGUUCGAGAUUUUGAUAUUGAUGGAGAGCUUUGGGUGAAAUUGCGCCUGAUACCGACAUCACCUUGGGUUGGAGCUGUUCAAUGGGCUUUUGUCUCACUACCCAAAAUCAAAUUUGAACUGUCACCAUUCCGCUUGUUCAACCUAAUGGCAAUCCCCGUUCUCUCAAUGUUUUUGACUAAACUUCUCACUGAGGAUUUACCUAGACUAUUUGUACGCCCAAAAAAGAUUGUUUUGGAUUUCCAGAAAGUAAAAGCAGUUGGCCCUGUAGGAGAUGAUUUCAAGUCAGGGGACAUGCAAGAAGGAAACAAGGAUUUUGCUGGAGAAUUAUCAGUGACCCUUGUAGAUGCUCGGAAGCUUCUCUAUGUCUUUUAUGGCAAAACAGAUCCAUAUGUUACUCUAAUCUUGGGGGAUCAGAUUAUAAAAAGUAAAAAGAAUAGUCAAACUACUGUUAUUGGACCUCCUGGUGAACCGAUUUGGAAUCAGGAUUUUUAUAUGCUUGUAGCAAACCCUAAAAAGCAAAAACUAUACAUCCAAGUCAAGGAUUCUCUUGGAUUCACAGACUUACCUAUUGGUACUGGAGAGGUUGAUCUUGGAUCUCUUCAAGACACUGUACCAACAGACAGGAUUGUGGUACUGCAAGGAGGUUGGGGACUGUUUAAGAACAGGUCUUCUGGUGAGAUACUACUACGACUGACAUAUAAAGCAUAUGUUGAAGAUGAAGAGGAUGACAAAACGGCUGUGGAUCCUACUGAUACUGAAGAUGAAGAUGAUGAACUGUCUGAUUCUGAUGAAUUAGGUGCCUAUGACAAGGAUAGUACCGAGUCCGCAAAUGAAACAGACAAAGAGUCCUUCAUGGAUGUUCUAGCAGCUUUGAUUGUGAGUGAAGAAUUUCAAGGGAUAGUGGCAAGUGAAACAGGAAACAACAAAGUUUUAGACGAUUUUUCCAAUGCAGCUUCAAAAACAUCAAGAUUGCGCGGUCUUGAUGCAGAAUCAAUGCCUUCAAAUUCUAAUAACAGUUCAGAAGGUUCUCGAGGGUCACCCUUAUAUUGGCUUGCCGUAAUUACCAGCAUAUCGGUACUAAUUGCUAUCAACAUUGGCGGUUCAAGUAUUUUCAAUCCUUGAUACAACCGUCUUGAGAAGAACCCGUGCUUGCUUUUUGAUCCAAGGGUCUGUUUCCUAAGAAGUCGACUCACACCAAUUCGUAGUUUACAUAUUGUAUAUUUGUGAUUAUUGCAGAGUGUUCCAUAGGCGGGAAUUUUUUUCGUUUUGUUUCUUUUUAGCCAUAGCCAUAGCAAUUAGCGAGUGGAAAUGAAUAUGUUCACAAGCUUAACUAUUCAUAUACAAAUCUUUCUGCUCUUA